Molecule: messenger RNA, 4530 nt
Organism: Oncorhynchus kisutch (coho salmon)
Lineage: Eukaryota; Metazoa; Chordata; Actinopteri; Salmoniformes; Salmonidae
Product: A-kinase anchor protein 13-like
Exons: 23
Coding region: 117-3389 (1090 amino acids)
Biological process (GO): positive regulation of canonical NF-kappaB signal transduction; regulation of Rho protein signal transduction; adrenergic receptor signaling pathway
Cellular component (GO): membrane; actin cytoskeleton
Molecular function (GO): guanyl-nucleotide exchange factor activity; MAP kinase scaffold activity
Source: RefSeq, a predicted model, not a curated record
UGAAGUGCUGUGGUACUGUGGUGUUCAGUCAGUGGAGGCUGUGGUUUAGAUGGUUGUAGCAUUGUAAGGUUAGAUAUCAGCCUGUCUGGGGCUCACAGUCACUGAAAGUAACAGAGAUGUUGUAUCGAAGGUUCUUUGAUGUCAAAGGUCUCUCCAUGAAGUUAAAGUGUGGGCGAGGACUAGAGGAAAAGGAUGGAGAGAAGAGUCGAGACAAAGACGAGAGGAGAGAGGCAAAGGCCAGAGAGAGAUGUAUGCUGAACGGACAUCACUUCAGCAUGGUCUCCUCCCAGACACAAUCCUCCUCCUGCCACCAAUGCAGCAAAACCAUCAACACUAAGGAUGCCUUUCUCUGCACCAAUUGCAAUUCACAUGUUCAUAAGAGUUGUAGAGAAAGCCUGCCUGUCUGUGCCAAGGUGAAGAUGAAGUUGCCCAGACAGCAGUUUGCAGUUCCAGAUUCAGCCACCAUUCCUGUUGUCACCCGGAGACCAAAACGAGGGUUAAACCCGGGUGCAUCGAGGGAGAGACCCUGGUCAGCCAUCUUGUCUCCAGAAGACCACUCCUCAUUGGUUGUUCCCUCCCGAAGACAUACCUCCAUCAUACCCUUCCCCGGCUCCAACCUGUCAAAGAGCAUCUCCAUAUCCAACAUCGCUGGUCACCAGGUGUUUGAUGACAUGCCUAUCAAGGGUCUGCGGUACCUGUCCCAUUCUACUGACUCUCUGUGCAAGACCAACCUGGUCAAUGAAUCUACAGAGUCAUUCACAGACGAAGGCAUAGAGAUGAUUGACAGUCAGCUGAUGGGGGAGUUUGAGGAAGACCUGAAAGAGCUGGAGGCAGACUCCUGGAGCAACGUUAUGGACAGCAACUUCCUCAAACAUCUGAAGAAGGACGUCAUCAAGAGACAGGAAGUCAUCUACGAGUUGAUGCAGACAGAGAUGCACCACGUGAGGACCCUGCUGAUCAUGAUGGAGGUGUACAGUAAGGGUCUGGUGAAGGAGCUGCAGCUGGAGCCUCAGACAGUAGACAGGCUGUUCCCUGCCCUGGGGGAGCUCCUGGACCUCCACACCUCCUUCCUGACACGUCUCCUGGAGAGGAAGAGAGAGAGCCAGCAGGAGGGGGAGGACGGAGGAUUCAUCAUCAACAAGAUAGGAGACAUCCUGGAGACACAGUUCUCAGGGACCAAAGCAGCGAUAAUGAAGAGAGUUUACGGGAAGUUCUGCAGCCGCCACAACGAGGCCGUAAACAUCUACAAGGAGCUGCACUCCAAAGACAAACGCUUCCAGGCCUUCAUCAGGAAGAAGAUGAGUAGCAGUAUCGUCCGGAGGCUAGGUAUCCCAGAGUGCAUUCUGUUAGUCACCCAGAGGAUCACCAAGUACCCCGUCCUGAUGCAGAGAAUACUACAUCACACCAAAGAGAAUGAGGAAGACCAUGAGGACCUGAGUGAUGCUCUAUACCAGGUCAAGGAGGUCAUCACUGCAGUGGACAGCAAGGUGAACGAGCAUGAGAAGAAGAGGAGGCUGAAGGACAUCUACAGCCGGACAGACAGCAAGUCCAUUAUGAGGAUGAAGAGCGGUCAGAUGUUUGCUAGAGAGGACCUGCUCAGAGGGAGAAGAUUGCUGUAUGAUGGACCUUUGCAGUUGAAGAACUCACAGGGGAAACUCAAGGAUGUAACGGCCAUGCUUCUCUCUGAUAUCGUCGUCUUCCUACAGGAGAAAGACCAAAAAUUCGUUUUUGCCUCUCUGGACCAGCGCUCCACAGUCCUCUCUCUCCAGAAGCUGAUCGUUAGAGAGGUGGCUAACGAGGAGAAGGGUCUCUUCCUGAUAACAGCAGGGAUGGAGAAACCAGAGAUGGUGGAGGUACACACUGCAACCAAGGAGGAACGCAACACCUGGAUGCAAAUCAUACAGGAGGCCAUGCAGUCCACAGAGAAAUAUGAGGAUGAGGAGAACCCCAGUGAAACAGAGGAGGACAAGAGACUGCUGGAGACCAAAGCUAAGGAGAUGAGAGAGAUGCUGAGGAAGAAGGAUGAGCAGAUCAUGUGUAUGCUGGAGGAGAAGAUGGCCGUGUUUAGGGAGAUGUGUGAGGUCCGGAGCCCUGGAACCCCCCCAGGAACAAGCCCAGGAGAGGACCAGGGCCCCAGUCAGGUCACCAGGGCCAAGGGGCUGUUCAGGGCUGGGAGCGGAGCGGGCUCUGAGGACGUACCUAAAGGAGAACCCAUCAUAAAGGGAGCACUACAGGAAGUGGAGACAUUGCAGGCGCUGGUGAACGGUACUCUGGGAGGAGCGAUGGGGGGGCAGCAGGUGGUGUGGGUCCCAGAGACAGAAGGAGUGGGAGGAGUGGUGGGCCCGGGCCCUGUAUGUCUCCUUCGCAGGGCCGAGACCUUCGGAGGCUUUGACUCUCAGCAGAUACACAUCUCUAAGAAUGGGGACAAAGAAGAGGGAGAGGACAGAGCAGACCUUCGCAGGACAGAGUCCGAUGGUGUACUGAAGAAGGGGGAGAAUGCGACCAUGAUGCUGUUACUGAAGAGGAACACUGAGCAGGUCCUCCACAGUGUGAGCCACAUCCAUGACUUGCUCAGCACCCUGCAGGCAGUGGUAGUCCAGCAGGACAGCUUCAUUGAGGAUCAGCGCCAGGCUCUCACCAACCGCCCCGAACGCCUCACCUCCUUCUUCUCCUCCCGUCCCUCCUCACGCCACAACUCCCUGAUCGAGCAGGAGAAACAGCGCAGCCUGGAGAAACACAGGCAGGAGACGGCCGCGCUGCAGCGCCAGCAGGCCACACACGACCAGGAGAAGAGGAGGAGGGAGAGGGAGUGGGAGGUACGGGAGCAGCAGCUGACAGACAGGGAGGUGCAGCUCCUGGUACAGGAAGAGGAGACGGGAAGGAGGAGCAGGGAGCUAGUUACGGAGAGGGUGGAGCUACAAAGGAAGAAGAAGGACUAUCUGAUAGAUCUAGAGCGACUGAGAGACGCUCAGGGGAAACUAGAUCGAGACAGAGAAAACAUACACCGAGAAAUGGAGAGGGUAGAACACAUGAGAAUGGCUAAGAGGUGGAUACAGAGAACUCCCUCUUCUACCUCAGACGACUCCCCCCACUUCCCCUCCUCUACCUCCCUGGACAAAGAUCCAAUGGACCCGACUGAGCUCUCCUCCUCUCCCAGGAAAGAAUCCCUGACCUCGUCAAAAGGGAAGAGCCUAAGCCCUUUCUCUGAGGCCAUGGCCCUAAAGGCCCCUAGUGGAGACAGUCAGAACCAGAUACCUAAAAGACUGCUGCAACUGGCUAAAGACAGGAGCAAGAACAAGAAGGACAAGAAGAAGAAGGAACAGGGUACACAGUCACCAGAUACCCAGCACCUAGAGCCUCCUCUAGAUGGAGAGAUCUACUUCUGCUGAGGAGACCCCUCUUCAUCUCCUCCGAUGUCAAUGCAACAUCCAUCUCACCAACUGAAUGGAAGGCCAAGUUGCCAAAGUGCCCCCAUUGUCAAACCCUCUAUAAGUCCUCACAAACACUCCCAACUGACACACAAUAGGAAGUGGAAGGUCUCUCAUCAUGUGAGUCAUAAGCUCCAGCUGCAAUGUUCUGUCUCAGUGCUCACUACAGAUUGGCUCCUGACUGUCACCUGCUAAAAAAAUAUAAGGAAACUGUUUCUAUGUUAGAUACUGUAGGUUAAAGAUUGUCUAUAACAAUAAGGAAACUGUUUCUAUGUUAGAUACUGUAGGUUAAAGACUGUCUAUAACAAUAAGGAAACUGUUUCUAUGUUAGAUACUGUAGGUUAAAGAUUGUCUAUAACAAUAAGGACACUGCUUCUAUGCUAGAUACUGUAGGUUAAAGAUUGUCUAUAACAAUAAGGACACUGCUUCUAUGCUAGAUACUGUAGGUUAAAGACUGUCUACAACAAUAAGGAAACUGUUUCUAUGUUAGAUACUGUGCUCCUGAUGUGCUUGACAUGUUGCAAUAAUCUCAAUGCAUUUUACAUGUGAUGCUAUGAUUUACAUGUGAUGCUAUGAUUUACAUGUGAUGCUAUGAUUUACAUGUGAUGCUAUGAUUUACAUGUGAUGCUAUGAUUUACAUGUGAUCCAAGAUCGAUAAUCAAUAUGUUGUUUAUACAGAUCAGUCUACACAAUAUUGAUACUAUAUAGUCCCAUAAGAAUUGGAGAAAACUCAAAGACUGAUGUCAGUUGAUCGUUGUUGUGGUUCAAUGUUUAAGAGCCACUUGUUACAAAUACCUGAAGAACCAGAGAACACAUAUGGAAUCAUGUUGUAACCAAAAAUACAUUAAACAAAUCAAAAUAUAUUUUAGAUUUCAGAUUCUUAAAAGUAGCCACCUGUUGCCUUGAUGACAGCUUUGCACACUCUUGGCCUUCUCUCAACCAGCUUCAUGAGGUAAUCACCUGGAUUUAAAAAAAAUGAAUAGGUAUGCCUUGAUUAAAGAAUGGUAUACAGAAUAUAGCCCUAUUUGGUAAAUGACCAAGUCCAUAUUAUGGAAAGAUCAGCUCAAAUUAGCAAAGAGAAACGACAGCCCAUCAUUACUUU